AUUAAAACGAAAAUAAAAUUUGGGUUACCUUAAUGCAAGCCCUGUCUCAUCCUCCCCAAUGCUUCUGCAAUACCCACAUUUGAAGUCAAACCAAGUUUCAGCAGCCUCUUCCCUCUUCUAGACAUCUCAACUUUGAUGCUCUCCUGUCAAGCCAACGAGCUGGUAUUGAAUCUUUUGCUGAAAGCUCAUAAAAGCCCAUUACAAGUUCGAGAAUUUAGCCGUAUUUCCAGGAGGUUUUGCCUUUGGUCUCACCAAAUUUAAGAAUUGACGAAUCUAAUCUUGUUGGUUGAUAGCAGUGAGCCAGAAAUGAUCCUAUUCAUGGGAUUUAAAGCAUCUAGUUGGGCACUUGGUGGAAGAAGUUAAGGAGUUCCAAGUUUGAUUAUGAGUUUGACAACUCAAUGGAGAAACUUCAGCUUAGGAUAACCCCAUGAUGGAGGGAUCAAAUAAUUGGAUUUCCAAAAGGCUUGUUAACUGUUUCAUCCUUUGCCUCUUCCUGUUUUCCCGAUCAACUGGUGCACAAAAAGGCUUCAUCAGCAUACAGUGCUGUGCUGAUUCAAGUUUUACAGAUCUAAGUACCAAAAUAACUUGGACAACAGAUAGUGAAUGGUACCCAGAUGGAUCAACCUGCCAAAACAUACCCAGACGAGUGCAAAAUGAUGCAGGCCGUGAAAAGGCUCGUUUUUUCACUUCAAGAUCUGGCAACAAAUGGUGUUAUAACUUAGCAACAGCAACAAAUCAAGAGUAUCUGAUAAGAGGAACAUUCCUUUUUGGAGAUUUGGAGGGGACAUCUCCAGACUCAUUCUUCUUUAAUGUCUCGGUUGGUGUCACACAAAUCGGUACGAUUAGAUCUGGGAGAGAUACAGUAGUGGAGGGAGCUUUCAGAGCUGCUAGUGACUACACAAACUUCUGCAUAGAGAAGGGGAAAGGAGACCCUUACAUUUCAAAGCUUGAAUUAAGGCCUCUGCAUGGUUUAGAUUAUUUGAAGCAAGAGCCAUCUGGUGUUCUGAAACUCAUUGAUAGAGUUGAUGUUGGCAGCAAUGGGCAGAAUAUCAGGUAUCCAAAUGAUCCAUACGAUCGAAUCUGGAGAAAGGAGUUGAAAUCUGAUCAACAGUCCAACUGGACAUUAUCAUCCACUGCCCAAAUGGGGAGUCUUGAAAUAACAGCACCUCCUAUCCAAGUGCUGCAAACAGCUCUAACCCAUCCAGAUGUUUUAAUGUUCCAGCAGGAUAACCUUGGCAACUCCAACUACAAUCUCUACCUAUACUUUCUUGAACUUGAUGAUUCUGUUCAACCAGGGCAAAGGGUGUUUGACAUAAUUAUCAACAGUGAGAGGAGACAGGAGGUUGAUAUAAUGUCUGGGGAAUCAAAUUACAAAGCAGUACCUUUGAACUUCUCUGCAAAUGGGUCUCUUAAUCUGACCUUGGUCAAGGCAUCAAACUCCCAGUUCGGACCCAUUAUUAAUGCUUAUGAGCUCUUGCAGGUGCACCCUUGGACUCCGGGGACUGCUCAAGAAGAUGUGGAUGUGAUUAUGGAGGUUAGGAAAGAGUUACUGAGGGCUAACCAAGACAAUGAGGUCUUGAAGACCUGGUCUGGAGACCCAUGUCUUCGCCUUCCCUGGAAUGGUCUCUCUUGUGAGCCCAAAAAUAAUUCCCUAGUCAUCACUAAAUUGGAUCUGUCUUCCGCUAAUCUCCAAGGAACAAUUCCUUCCAACAUCACCAAGCUGAUCCACCUAAAAGAAUUGAACUUGAGCAACAAUGACUUCACCGGGAUAGUUCCAGAAUUCUCAGUUUCUUCCAUUUUGACAUCAGUGGAUAUAAGGCACAAUGAUCUUACUGGGAAGAUUCCAGAAUCUCUAUCCUCACUUCUAUAUUUGGAGACAUUGUAUUAUGGGUGUAAUUCUCAUUUCAGUGAAGAGUCUCUUGCCAGCCGUAACAGUUCAAAACUUAGAACCGACAAAGGAAGUUGUGGUGGCCAAAAAUCUUCCAACACAGUGAAGCGAAUGGUAAUAGGCAUUGUAGCAGGCGGAUCUCUCCUGCUCUCUCUUGCAGCUGUAAUUUUCUUUGUUUGCCUUUGCAAACAAAAAUCCAUGGCAGGGAGAAAAUUCAACAGCAAGAGGCAUCCAAUGACAAAGAAUGUAGUAUUUUCAAUACCCAGCAUGGAUGACAUUGCCAUGAAGUCAAUAUCAAUACAGAACUUUACCCUGGCUUACAUAGAAGCUGCCACCCAACACUACAAAACAUUGAUAGGUGAAGGUGGUUUCGGAUCUGUUUAUCGUGGUACACUACCAGAUGGUCAGGAAGUGGCAGUAAAGGUCCGCUCAGCCACUUCAACUCAGGGAACUCGAGAAUUUGAUAAUGAGCUAAACCUCUUGUCAGCUAUUCAGCAUGAAAAUUUGGUCCCACUCCUAGGGUACUGUUGCGAAAAUGACCAACAAAUUCUUGUUUAUCCUUUCAUGUCCAAUGGCUCCCUACAGGAUCGCCUUUAUGGGGAGGCAGCAAAAAGAAAGGCUCUGGACUGGCCAACCAGACUUUCCAUUGCUCUUGGUGCUGCUCGAGGUUUGACGUAUCUUCACUCGUUUGCUGGGCGAUGUGUCAUACAUAGGGAUGUAAAAUCAAGCAACAUACUCCUAGAUCAUAGCAUGUGUGCAAAGGUGGCAGACUUUGGUUUUUCAAAAUACGCUCCUCAAGAAGGGGAUAGUGGUGCUUCUCUAGAAGUAAGGGGGACUGCAGGAUACUUGGAUCCAGAGUAUUAUUCUACCCAGCAGUUAUCUGCCAAAAGUGAUGUCUUCAGCUUCGGUGUUGUUUUACUGGAAAUAAUAAGUGGUAGAGAGCCACUUAACAUCCAGAGGCCACGCAAUGAGUGGAGCUUGGUUGAAUGGGCCAAGCCAUAUAUAAGGAAUUCAAGAAUUGAUGAAAUUGUGGAUCCCAGCAUAAAAGGAGGCUACCAUGCAGAGGCAAUGUGGAGGGUUGUGGAGGUAGCACUAACAUGCAUCGAGCCCUUCUCCGCUUAUCGACCAUGCAUGGCUGACAUUGUUCGGGAGUUAGAGGAUGCCUUCAUCAUAGAGAACAAUGCAUCUGAAUAUAUGAAGUCUAUAGACAGCUUUGGAGGAUCCAAUCGCUACUCUAUAGAAAGGCCAACUGUUCUUCCCCCGACUCCAACAUCAACACAGACUUCCUCUAUUCUAUCACAAACCCUUCCUCCACAACCAAGAUAAUUACAAGGGUGGAUGAAAUUUUCUUUUACUGAAGUGAGAUUGAGUUCACAGGUUUAAUUACAAGAGAAUGUCGAUUGAUCCCUCAUUUCUCCUGUACAAGAUGCUAAUGAAACUUGAUGUUCAUUCAAUUUUCUAAGGCAAUAGCAACUCUUGCCAAAUAUGUGAUUUAGCUUAGGGUUUAGGAUUGCUUGUUCCAGUUCUUAAUUUUUGUCUCUGUCUAAUGAUUUGUGACUAUUUGCCCAUAACCGAUAAUGUGGGGAAUGGGGUGUUCAUUCAUAAUGUAUACUUGAGGAAUAUUACAUCUAUUUAAGAAUUUAAGGGCAUAAGCAAGACCUAAA
Messenger RNA from Diospyros lotus (date-plum), 3552 nucleotides. Its product is annotated as nodulation receptor kinase-like. Bases 428 to 3214 code for a protein of 928 amino acids. Lineage: Eukaryota; Viridiplantae; Streptophyta; Magnoliopsida; Ericales; Ebenaceae. Gene Ontology annotation, biological process: protein phosphorylation. The transcript is spliced from 15 exons. Gene Ontology annotation, molecular function: protein binding; protein kinase activity; ATP binding. The record is from RefSeq and is a predicted model, not a curated record.